CUUUAACUGCGCUGUAGCCACGCCUCCUGGAGUGGGCGGAGUUUAAAGUUUGCUCCAGUUGUAAAAGUCCAGCGCUGGAGCUCCAGUCGGCAACGGGAACGAGCGCGGUGCCACUGCUCAAACGGGACGGGGUGAUGAUCUGCAGAAAGAGAGGGAAAGUUCAGUUAAACUGAUCCGUCUUUUGGUUUAGACAACAGUAUGGGAAUAGUAGGUUUGCGUGUUCUUUAAAAAAUAGGUUUGGAGAAGCAGUGAACGGCACUUUACGCACGCGUCUCUCUGGAUAACAGCACGCGCAGUGAUGGAGAUUUGGGGAUUUAGGAGUUUUGCGCUUUGGAUUUCAUUCCUGACGGGUUUGUCGACGGCCAGUUACUCAGAAGAUCAGUGCAGCUGGAGAGGAAGUGGUCUUUCUCAGGCGGUGAAGAAUGUGGAGCAGGUUUGGUUGAGGUGUGCGGAGGGCUCGGUGGAGUGGUUGUAUCCCGCUGGAGCUCUGCGUCUCACCCUGUCGCCCCGUCUGCCCUGGAGUGCCAUGGGGCCGGGCGAGUCCAGCAGGAGCCCGGUGUCAGUCUGCGUCAAGCCGGAUCCACACUGGGGUGGAGCUCAGCUGCAUCUGGAGCGCGAUGGAGUCCUGGAGCUUCUGGUGGGAGAUGAGACCUCCACGACACCCGGCCCAGCCCAUGUACGCUGCUUUAGUGCCCUGCCCGGAGAACGACCCGCACUGUUCCUGCAGGCCACACCACACCGGGAUAUCAGCCGACGCAUCGCUGCCUUCCGCUACGAGCUGAGAGGUGAUUGGACGGCGCAGCCAUCAAUCAACACUGAUCCAGUCAGCAGCGAAGGAGCCUGCAGACCCUGCAAUAACACUGAGAUCCUGAUGGCCGUCUGCACCAGUGACUUCGUGGUCCGAGGAAACAUCCGUUCAGUGGGAACAGACUCUAAUCUAAAAGCAGCCGUGAUCAAAGUGAGCGCGACGCGGGUUUACCGGCAGAAGUUUGCGUUGUUCCCUGAAUCUGGCCGCCUGACACGCUCUGGCGAGAUCCGUACCCCUUUACAGUGCGGCGUUCGUCCCGGCGCAGGAAGUUUCCUCUUCACAGGACGUGUGCAUUUCGGGGAAGCCUGGCUCGGCUGCGCUCCAAGAUAUAAAGACUUUCUGAAAGCGUAUGAACAGGCCAAACAAUCCCUGAUGAUCCCCUGUACUCUGGUCAAUGACUGACGGAGGAAGAAAUAUAAGCAGAGCCAAACCUGACGGACCCCUGAUGAGGACUCAGCCGGUCUGGGAAACUCCUGAACGAGACAGAGAAAGAGGAGACGUUUAGAUGCCAUGAGAAAUCACUGGGUUUCACAGGACGAACAUUUGCGGAUCAAUGCGUGAUCGACCAGGUUUUCUCGCUGAACGUGGGAUCCUAAAACUGAGCCUCUUUUUAAACUCAGGAAAAUCUUUGGACUGAUUAUCGUAUGGCAUCCAAAGUCCUCGUGAUGUUGAGUUCGUGAAUACAUAAGCUGUACGCGAUGCAUGUAGCGCUGAAAACAAAUAGCAGUAUUUGACGCCACCGAAAAACCUAUUGAUUUGUCCGUUUUUUUUAUUGAGAGUAUAUAUAUUUUUUCCAUAUUUUUUAUAUAUACAGAUAUAUAAAAAGAAAUAAAUCACGUCUAUAUUCUAAAUUUGCACUGGUAAAAGGAAAGACGGCGAUGCCUGGAUGCUGCAAGCACUGAGAACCAAAACGGAUCUAUAUGUAGCGUAGCAAGAAAAGAUGUUUUAUAUAAAACUAUAUGUCUAUAAAAUCGGCUAUGGUGUAUAUGCUAACCUGCUCAGCUAACAUGAAAUAACGAAAAGCGAAAUCAUAGCUGUAGUAUAUUAAUUGAGUCUACAGAUAGAUGAAUACCUCAUGGUUAACGUCACUGCUAGUUUGCUUUGAUGUUGCUAAUGUUAUCGAUGCUUGUGCUAGCCUGAUUUGCUCACAAAGUAAACAGGGCACUUUUUAAUCUGACAAACGAAAUUAUUUUAUCUUAAAAGUGCGUUCACACUGAUUACGAUUUCCAACCAAAUGUCAUUAAUAUUCCAAAGCGAUCUCAAAUUCGUAAAUUGUUUGAUUUCGUGGCUAAAUUUGUAUCUGAUUUGUACAUGUUAGUACGAUUUGCUCAUGGGGGCGGGGUUUUAAAAAAUUGUGUGUUUUCAUACUGGUUAAAUUGUAUGAAUUCGUACAACUUAGCCACUUUUCGAACAAUACGUAAAAACGUUAUGUUUGUUCAUGAGAUCUGGCUAAAUACUCUGUAUUAGUAUGACAAUUUUGAGGCUAAAGCUAGCAGUUGAACUUUAUUCAAUUGAGCAGUGGUGGAAAGGCCAAUCAAAGCGUGGAUAUUCUUAAAGUCCGCAUGAACCGCAAGCUGCGACCAUUUUUUUUUUUGGUAUUGUGAUGCAGUUCCAAGAGAAACGGAAUAUAAAAUGAGAAAAAAGUGGGCGUGGCUUGUUUUUUCCACUGCGAGCUGAUUGGAUGUAGUAAAGUAGGAAUUUCAUUCGGAAAGAUCUGGAAAAGGGUUUGGGGAGAGUUAUUACAAACUAACAGACUCCUCCUCCGUUUCUGUUUGUUGUCAUAGCGACAACUGGAGGGGCGUGGUUAAGUAUGUUAAUACCUCAUACAGAUGUAAUCUAAUAGAGAUUUCAAUUGUGGAUUACAAGGGAAAACAAUAUUCUUUUUUCUUAAUGAAACGCACAGAUGAAUUGUUCACCACAAAACUAGCAAUGUGAGCUAACAAAAUCAAUACGGCUAGUUUUGACUUUAAACUGGACUUGAGUGUUGUCAGUGUGAACGCACAGGGAAUUUUACAGGGUAUCCUCACAGAUCUGGAUUUUAUUUGUAGUAAAGAUGUACUUAUUAAAGAUAAUUUAACUCCAGAUAACACUCAUAAGCUGCCUCUCAGACUGUGCAUUUGUGUACCAAAACGUUGCCCGCAAACACUGUCCUCCAUAUUCUGUUCAUCUGCUAUUGCUUUUUUGUGUGUGCUUCGUUCACUGUCAGCGACGUUUGUGCACUAAACGAAUGAAACCAAACACGGAGAGCCAACCGUCCUGCCAUAUUUGAUGCUGCCUGUGUUUGUUAUCACUGUCAAAGUGUGUCUUUAAAAACCAAUGUGACUGCUGUGUGUAAAAUCAAUGUAUAUGUGUGUGUGUUUAUGUGGAUGUUGCUGUACAUAAGAUGUUUUAGAGUUUUAAAACUGGAUGAAAUGAAAUAUUCUGUUAACAUUGUAGAGUCUGUAUGAAAGUUAUACAAUUAUAAAGAAGAAAAAUGAUUGAA
Danio aesculapii is the source of this 3290-nucleotide messenger RNA. RefSeq names its product meteorin, glial cell differentiation regulator (gene metrn). NCBI's taxonomy places the organism in Eukaryota, Metazoa, Chordata, Actinopteri, Cypriniformes, Danionidae. The transcript is spliced from 4 exons. The record is from RefSeq and is a predicted model, not a curated record. Gene Ontology annotation, molecular function: hormone activity. Gene Ontology annotation, biological process: glial cell differentiation; positive regulation of axonogenesis. Bases 299 to 1210 code for a protein of 303 amino acids.